AAGCCUGUGACGUCUCAGCCCGGGCGAAGUCCCGGAUGUGGAGGGGCCAAAGUUCCCCGAGGGGGCGGGGAGGCCCGAGGAGGCCCCAGGUUGACUGCCCCUGACCGCGGAGGCUCUCUCUCUCUGUGUCACUACCUCCCCGCCGCCGCCAAGGGGCACGUGGGGCGCCCCUGGACCCCCCAGCUCCUCUGUGGGGCCCCCCUGCAGGCGGCCAGGCCUCCCCGCCGCCGCGCGCUCUCCGCCAGCCCUGGGGGCGGCGCCGGAGGGGAGAGGCCGGCCACGCCCCCUGAGCCCGCCCAGGAAGGAGCCCGCGACGGAGGGAGGGAGGGAGGGAAGGAGGCGAAAACACCGCCGCCAGCGCCGCCUCCUCGCCCGCCCGCCCGCCAGGCCGCACCGCCCGCCCGCCCGCCCGCUGGGGAGGAGGAGGAGGAGGAGGCUGGGUCGCUCCGCCGCGCACGGUUGCCGGGGGGAGGAGGAGGGGGAGGCCGGGCGGCCCCGCGGAGGAGGCCGGGCGCGUCGGAGCCGAGCAGGCCGCGCCGCCUCCGCCAUCAUGUCGCGCUCGCACCGGCAGCGGCAGUACCAGUGCGGCGACCUGGUCUUCGCCAAGAUGAAGGGCUACCCGCACUGGCCCGCCCGGAUUGAUGAGAUGCCGGAAUCGGCUGUCAAGUCGGCCUCCAACAAGUACCAGGUCUUCUUCUUCGGGACGCAUGAGACGGCGUUCUUGGGCCCCAAAGACCUGUUUCCCUAUGAAGAGUGCAAGGUGAAGUUUGGCAAGGCCAACAAGCGGAAGGGCUUCAGCGAAGGCCUCUGGGAGAUCGAGAACAACCCGACGGUCAAGGCCUCGGGGUACCAGCCCACCCAGAAGAAAAGGUCCCCGGAGCAGGCAGAGGAAGCCGAAACCCCGCAGGAGCCGGAAGACCAAGGAGGCAAGAAGGGCAGCCCCGAAGGGAGCAGCGACGAGGAGGGCGCUCUGGUGAUCGACGAGCAGUCCAAGGAGAAGAACGAGAAGGCCAGCCGCAAGAGGAAAGCGGAGGAGGAGGAGGAAGAGGAGGAGGAGGAAGCAGAGGCGGCCCGGGAGGAGCAGGGCUCCUCCCCCAAACGCACCAAGGUGAUGGAGGAUGAGGAUGCAGCAGAGAAGGCGGGAAGCGAAGAUGCCCCGAAAGAGGUGGAGAAGCAGAAGAGCGGCCUCCCCAAAGAGGGCCAGGAUCAGAACAGCGCCCCCUCUGACUCGCCGGGAGCAAAGCAAGGGGGCAAGGAGAAUGCUGAGCAGGAGAUCAGAGACCACAAGAAGAGCCCGUAGCUGGCCGACGCACGCUGCUCUUCUGGCCUGAUCUCAGCCUGCUGGUUGUUCCAGUCCUAAGAGCCAGAUUUUGCCCCUCUGUCGUCUUGCUGUCUCUGCAGUCGGUGGGAGGGGAGUCGAGAUCCACCUUUCAACAUGAGACCGGUCUCAGCCUGCCGGCCUGUGUCUUGCCUGGCUGAUUUGCGGGGCCCACGUGCUUGAGUUAGAAAUUUCUAGGGGGUUGGGAGUGCUGAUUUGCCACUUUGAAAUAAAAGCAACUGAAUGCCUUUUUAAAAAAA
This is a messenger RNA of Sphaerodactylus townsendi, 1578 nucleotides long. RefSeq names its product heparin binding growth factor (gene HDGF). The record is from RefSeq and is a predicted model, not a curated record. Gene Ontology annotation, cellular component: nucleus. Gene Ontology annotation, biological process: regulation of transcription by RNA polymerase II. Lineage: Eukaryota; Metazoa; Chordata; Lepidosauria; Squamata; Sphaerodactylidae. Bases 551 to 1300 code for a protein of 249 amino acids. Gene Ontology annotation, molecular function: transcription coregulator activity; double-stranded DNA binding. The transcript has 6 exons.